Molecule: messenger RNA, 1209 nt
Organism: Lingula anatina
Lineage: Eukaryota; Metazoa; Brachiopoda; Lingulata; Lingulida; Lingulidae
Source: RefSeq, a predicted model, not a curated record
UCAAAGGGGAAAGGCAGCCUUGUUGAACUUGAAGGUUGUUUUGUGAUGUGUUUGACAAACACAUGGAGUUAGGAGUUCAUUAAAGAAGAAAAAAUACAUGAAAAAGGAGAACAGCCGAUCAAAUACUACGUAUUGCAAUUAAAAACAACAAAAUCCUGGAUAAAUAUAUACUAUUAUCAUGGCGUUACUACACCAGUGUCAUGCCAACGUGAUCGGGUUUUGGGCGAUAUUUCAGUUAGUGGUGGCUUUAGGUGUGGUAGCCGAUGGCUAUUUUAUGAAGCAAUACUACGAAGGUAUCAGCUGGCUGUACGUCCCCUACUGGUCAGUGGCGUUGAUUGUAUUUCCCUUUGGCAUUGGGAUAUUAGCUUGUGUUACAGGGAAGAGACUUGCGGCAUAUGUCUUCUCGGUAUUUAACUUACUGUGUUUUCUGGCCAACGUUGCGUACUUGGUUUUGCUAUGGGUCCAACUUGGGCGCUUUCAAACCAUGGAACGCCAGUUUAAUGAUUGCCUCCAAACAGCACGGGCAAGGCGAGAAUGUAUUUGCAGAAAUAGCGGACAACCUGACCUGUCCAGUGAGACCGGCUGCUCGGACGUCGACCUAUUUCUGCUAACAGUCUACGUUGCUUUUGGGUUAGAGUUAUUCUACGUUGCAGUGACGUUUACGGGGACCAUGCUGAGUGCGGCGUUUGGCACGAAAAACUGUUGCUAUCGGGAAACUUGCUGCUUUUGCUUGAGUAGAAAAGUUGCGUAUGACCUGGAAAACAAUCGAGCAGACCUUUCCAGUCUCGAGUCUAUCACGGACAUUUCCGUCGUCGAGAUGGGUCCUGACGCCUCGCACGAGAUGGCAGAGAAAAAGGGGCCACGUGCACGUGAAAACACACUAGAGACUUUGUUCUAUUGAGUUCGUCGACAUCGCUCUGGUGAACCAUCAGUUGAAGCUGCAGCGGUAAAAAUCACUGAGGAGGCUGCAUCGUCGUCACAGUUGCAGACUUCAUUCACUCACAGACAUUUUAGGCCUAGAAAUAGAUACAAAAAUGUGUAUAUUAAGUCGAGAGUAUCAGUAGAAGCUCCUCUGGUAACAGUUCUGUUGCCUAAUCUUAUGGAGAUGAAACUUUGACCACAAAUGUCUACUUCGGAUAUUGGGAGGGGGGUCUGUGGAGGUUAAAUGGUUAAUAAACUUAUAAUUCGUCUGGUUUUAAUGAUUGACUU